Molecule: messenger RNA, 739 nt
Organism: Piliocolobus tephrosceles (Ugandan red Colobus)
Lineage: Eukaryota; Metazoa; Chordata; Mammalia; Primates; Cercopithecidae
Gene: KNSTRN
Product: kinetochore localized astrin (SPAG5) binding protein
Exons: 6
Coding region: 47-739 (230 amino acids)
Biological process (GO): spindle organization; regulation of attachment of spindle microtubules to kinetochore; mitotic sister chromatid segregation
Cellular component (GO): centriolar satellite; microtubule plus-end; kinetochore
Source: RefSeq, a predicted model, not a curated record
UUUCGCUAGGUCUGCCUCUGGCCUCCAAGCGAACCUUCCGUACAGCAUGGCAGCUCCCGGACCCACGCCCCGGGACAGAAUGUUCCGUACAACAUGGCUUUCUACAGAGUGCGAUUCCCAGUCACUUCCGCCCAGCUACCGGAAGUUUCCAUUUGAAACCGAGGCGGCCGACUUGGCAGGAGGCGCGACAGUUGGUUCAGAGGAUCUUUUGAAAGAGAGCGACAAGGACUGCGGGCAGGACCGGCGGGCUCCUGGAGUUCAGCCGUGCCGCCUCGUUACGAUGACCAGUGUGGUUAAGACAGUAUAUAGCCUGCAGCCCGCCUCUGCGCUGAGUGGCGGCCAGCCCGCAGACACACAAACUCGGGCCACUUCUAAAAGUCUCUUACCUGUUAGGUCCAAAGAAGUUGAUGUUUCCAAACAGCUUCAUUCAGGAGGUCCAGAGAAUGAUGUCACAAAAAUCACCAAACUGAGACGAGAGAAUGGGCAAAUGAAAGCUACUGAUACCACCACCAGAAGGAAUGUCAGAAAAGGCUACAAACCACUGAGUAAGCAAAAAUCAGAGGAAGAGCUCAAGGAUAAGAACCAGCUCUUAGAAGCCGUCAACAAGCAGCUGCACCAGAAGUUGACUGAAACUCAGGUAAGAGACCCACCAGAGCUCUGUUACCAGCUGCCACUGAGCGAUGCACAUGGAAUCCUGAUGGGUGGCCCCUUGGGUGAGCAAAGAGACUUCCGCAGUUAG